This is a messenger RNA of Beauveria bassiana ARSEF 2860, 1860 nucleotides long. RefSeq names its product 5-aminolevulinic acid synthase. The transcript is spliced from 2 exons. NCBI's taxonomy places the organism in Eukaryota, Fungi, Ascomycota, Sordariomycetes, Hypocreales, Cordycipitaceae. The record is from RefSeq and is a predicted model, not a curated record. Bases 1 to 1860 code for a protein of 619 amino acids. Gene Ontology annotation, molecular function: pyridoxal phosphate binding; 5-aminolevulinate synthase activity. Gene Ontology annotation, biological process: heme biosynthetic process. Gene Ontology annotation, cellular component: mitochondrion.
AUGGAUAGCGUACUUCGUCAGUCCAAGGCCAUGUGCCCUUUCCUCAAGGCUGCCUCCCCUGCCACCCUCCGCGCCAUGUCGGCCACGGCCCGCCCCCGGCCAUCGUCGCCCUGCGGCGGCACCAUGUCCAAGCUGCAGGUCUAUGCCCAUCGCUGCCCCGUCAUGGGCAAGGCCCUCGCCGUGCAAUCGUCCAAGUAUGCCUCUCUUCCGGCCAUCCGCGCCUUCUCCGGUCACGCCAAACCCGCCCGCGCGAGCAUCCACACUAGCCGCAACCAGGAAGCCCGCGCCGUUGAGACGCCUUUCCUCAACGGCCGUGACAAUGCAGCGCCCGUCCCUCCCAGCAUGCCGUUUCAGCGCAAGGACGCCACUGCCGCCGCCGCCGCCGCCGCCGCCUGCCCGAACCACGGCGCCAAGUUCAACUACGACGGCUUCUACACCAACGAGCUCGACAAGAAGCACCAGGAUAAGUCAUACCGCUACUUCAACAACAUCAACCGUCUCGCCAAGGAAUUUCCCCGCGCCCACAUGGCCAACAAGGAGGAAAAGGUUACCGUCUGGUGCGCCAACGACUAUCUCGGCAUGGGACGCAACAAGGUCGUUCUUGACAAGAUGCACGAAACUCUAGACGAAUACGGCGCCGGUGCUGGUGGCACUCGCAACAUCUCGGGCCACAACAGGCAUGCUGUCGAGCUCGAAGGUACCCUGGCCAAGCUGCACGCCAAGGAGGCUGCUCUCGUCUUCUCCUCUUGCUACGUCGCCAACGAUGCCACGCUGGCUACUCUCGGCAGCAAGCUCCCCGACUGUGUCAUCCUGUCCGACAGCCUGAACCACGCCUCGAUGAUUCAAGGUAUUCGCCAUUCCGGGACCAAGAAAAUUGUCUUCAAGCACAACGACGUUGCCGAUCUCGAGGCCAAGCUUGCGUCGCUUCCUCUACACGUGCCCAAGAUUAUCGCUUUUGAAUCCGUCUACAGCAUGUGCGGCUCUAUUGGCCCCAUUGAAGCCAUCUGCGAUCUUGCCGACAAGUACGGCGCCAUCACGUUCCUCGACGAAGUUCACGCCGUCGGCAUGUACGGACCGAGCGGUGCCGGCGUCGCCGAGCAUCUCGACUGGGAGGCGCACAAGGAGGGCAUGCCACGCGGCACCAUCAUGGACCGCAUCGACAUUAUCACCGGCACUCUGGGCAAAGCUUACGGCUGUGUUGGAGGAUACAUUGCCGGUAGCUCCAAGCUUGUUGACAUGAUUCGUUCGCUGGCCCCUGGCUUCAUCUUUACCACCUCUCUACCUCCGGCGACAAUGUCCGGCGCCAAGGCCUCGAUUGAGUACCAGAUGGAAUACGACGGCGACCGUAGACUGCAGCAGCUUCAUACCCGCGCCGUCAAGGAGGAGAUGAAUGCGCGCGACAUUCCCGUCAUACCAAACCCGUCUCACAUCAUUCCCAUUCUCGUCGGCAAUGCCGCCCUGGCCAAGGCUGCCUCGGAUAUGCUACUUCAGGACUACCAGAUUUACGUGCAAUCCAUCAACUACCCAACGGUUCCGGUGGGCCAGGAACGCCUCCGCAUCACGCCCACUCCUGGACACACCAAGGAGUUCCGCGACGAGCUGGUGGCUGCCGUGGACGAGAUUUGGACCCGACUUGGCAUCAAGAGAACUUCGGAGUGGGCGGCUGAGGGCGGCUUCAUUGGUGUCGGCGAAGAGGGCGUUUCCGAAGAGGCCCUGUGGACCGACAAGCAGCUUGGCAUUGAGCAGGCGAGAAAAGAGAUGAUGGCAACUGGACAGGUUCAGAACGGCACAAGCUUCACCGAAGCGCUGCUCAAGCGCGAGUCGGCUGGUGCUCAGGCUACUGGCGUGGCCGCCGCUUAG